CAAAGAGAUUGCGGACAAUGGGGAUAUAAACACGCUCAACCAAUAUCUGGUAAGAGACAAAAAACUCCUACAUUCCUUAAAGAUAACUCCAGAAAUGAAGGCGGCUGCCGAGGAUGUAAUGAAAGCAGUAUCCACGAUAUUCUUUACGAUGAUGUCUUGGGACGCUGUUGGAGAAUAUCUCCCCUCAGACUUAGCCAGGGAGAGAGUUGAACGCAGAAUAAGAAAAGCAGCAUUGAAGACAGAAGAAAAUAAGCUCGCAGAGAAGAGGGAUGCCGAGGCAAAGCAGAAACGAGACGAUGAGAAGUUGAUGCAGUCAAAGGUCAAGUCUUUACACACAGCAAGCAUGGACAAGCAUAAGGAGCUACGACAGAGGAGAUACCGGGAGGCAUCCGAGAUGUCAGAAAGCCUAUCACCCGAGAAGGCGAAGACAUACAAGGAAAUCAAUGAACAUCUGACCCAGGAGCAUGAUUUCACGAUAGAAGCAUUGGCGGAUGCGCAGAAGACUAUCGCCAAGAUCCGGGAAGACGCAAAGAAGGACAAGGAUGACAAAAGAGCAGCAAUGGCUCAAAUGGAAGAAAUGAAGCAAUCUCUUGUGACUGCUAGAGAUCAGAACGUCCAGAAAGACAGAAUCAUUACGGGUUUGAGAGGGGAGAUCGAGACUUUAAAGAUCCGGGAAGACGCAAAGAAAAGAGCAGCAAUGGCAGAAAUGGCAGAAAUGAAGAAAUCUCUUGCAACUGCUGAAGACCAGAACGUCCAGAAAGACGGAAUCAUCACAGGCUUGAGAAAGGAGAUCGAGUCUUUAAAGACAUCUCUACGGCUUACGGGUUUGAAUUGCUUCAUAUUGGUUUGCGCAGUGGUCAUUGCUUUAGAGCAUGCAAAUAGCAGAUAAUCUCCACUUUCUUCUCACCCCUAGCAAAUUAUUCGAUGAUUUCCUG
Molecule: messenger RNA, 935 nt
Organism: Amorphotheca resinae ATCC 22711
Lineage: Eukaryota; Fungi; Ascomycota; Leotiomycetes; Helotiales; Amorphothecaceae
Exons: 2
Coding region: 95-889 (264 amino acids)
Source: RefSeq, a predicted model, not a curated record